AAAUAACAUAAAGUAGAUUUUUUCCCUUUUUUUCCUUUCUUAAAUCUUAACAAAAGAUUAAUUUUCGUUUUGGAAGUUAAUAUCUUUGUUUUCGUAUAUAAAGGAUAGGCAUACAAAAUUAUUUUCAAUAUAUCUAUCAAUCUUUCAAAAUGUCUUUUCCAAAUAAUUUCAAUUUUCAUGGUGAUAAUACUAACAAUCAUUGUUCAUUCCCCAACCAAAUGAAUCCAAAUUCUAGAAUGGUUCGAUCGAUGUUCACUACUUCUGAUCACACGAACCAUGGAGAUUUGUAUUCUCCAUCUCCUUUUACUUCUUUUCAAAAUUCACAUGUCUCUUCAUCUUCCUUUGAAUUACAAAAUUCACAUGUCUCUUCAUCAUCUUUUGGAUUUCACAAUUCACAUGUGAAAAAUCAUAUGAUGAGUGACAAUUAUUUUUCUGUCAAAAAUCAUUCUCAGCUUACUCAAAUUUCUUUCACUCAAACCACUACAAAUAGGUAUACUGCUAUUAUACCUACUAGUGCACUUGACACCAUACAAUAUGGUAUUGAACGUGAUCAACGUGCUAUGCAUUCUAAAACUGAUAUUUGGAAUCCUAUAUUUCCUCCUCCACAUAUUUUUGAUAAACAUCGCGGGAUUUUGAAUCCUGAACCUUUUGAUUUCAUUUUUCCGCGGCAAGAUUCUGCACAUCAUUUAGAGAGGUCUUUCAUGUCAUCAACGCACAACCAUGACCAACAUAUUCUCCAAGAUGGUCGUUUUUUGAAGAAAAUCUGGAAACCUUCCAAUCUUUAUGAAAAAACUAUCAAGCACAAUGAAACUGAAGAAAAAGAUAACAAUGAUGAUGAUCCAUAUGAUGGUCGUACCCAUAGUCUACCAUAUGAAAAAUAUGGUCCAUAUACAUGUCCCAAGUGCAAUGGCGUGUUUGAUACUUCUCAAAAAUUUGCUGCACAUAUGUCAUCUCACUACAAAACUGAGACGAAAGAAGAGAGAGAACAGAGACUUCGCGCAAAGAACAAAAGAAAAUAUUGUAAAUUAACUCAAGAAAGCCAUGGUAAAUCUUAGAAGACCAAACAAGAGAAUGGAGUCAGCAAAUGAAGCUUUAAAACAUAUUUUCAGCAUAAAAGAAGAGCUUGUUUAGGAUUUUAUUGCUUUAGUAUUUAUUUUCUAAUAUCUAUUCAGAAAUUUCAUGUGUGUUCUCAUUGUAGUAU
This is a messenger RNA of Capsella rubella, 1201 nucleotides long. RefSeq lists its product as uncharacterized. NCBI's taxonomy places the organism in Eukaryota, Viridiplantae, Streptophyta, Magnoliopsida, Brassicales, Brassicaceae. The coding region runs from base 150 to 1055 and encodes 301 amino acids. The transcript has a single exon. The record is from RefSeq and is a predicted model, not a curated record.